Messenger RNA from Spinacia oleracea (spinach), 729 nucleotides. RefSeq lists its product as uncharacterized. The transcript has a single exon. NCBI's taxonomy places the organism in Eukaryota, Viridiplantae, Streptophyta, Magnoliopsida, Caryophyllales, Amaranthaceae. Bases 1 to 729 code for a protein of 242 amino acids. The record is from RefSeq and is a predicted model, not a curated record.
AUGGCACACAAGGAAGAAAGGAAAACAAGCAUGCAUUUUGGACGCAUUCAAGAAGGAAAAGAUGAGUCACUAAGAAGCUAUGUGAAGCGCUUCAAUCUAGAGGCGGGACAGAUCCCAGAUCUUCUCGACGGCGUCUCCUUCGAUAAUUUUAUCAGGGGACUAAAGAAAGGAUCAUUCAAGUUUCACUUAGUUAAGAAGAGUGUUCGGGCUAUGGCUGAAAUAUUGGAUGAGGCUGAAGCAUUUAUCCACGCAACAGAAAUAUGCAGCGCGUCCAAAGAUGGAAAGACUGGUGAGGCAACAGAUUCCUCAGGGAAGAAAGACAAGAUAGACAGAAAAGCCCCACGAGUAAAUGGUACUUGGGCUCUUUCGAAAGAACAUGAUACCAAUUCUCCUGGACACAAGAGAGAACGUCCACAAGAAAGAGAAUAUUUCGAGUACAACACGGACCUUCUCACGAUACUAGUGGACGUCGGGACCAGGUUCGACCUUGAACGGCCUUUCCCCAUGAAGUCUCCUGCUGAGAGUCGAGACCCUAAGUUGUAUUGCCAGUUCCACGAGGAUAUAGGGCAUGACACCAAGAACUGCAGAAGCUUGAAUAGAGCUCUGGACGGCCUAGCCUCCAAAGGACACCUAAAGAACUACAUGCAAAGGAGUACUCAUGGCUCGGGGAAGAACCAGUACAAAAAGAACAAGUCACCUGUCUCACCUACAGAGGGAAAUCACAGCUAA